Labrus bergylta (ballan wrasse) is the source of this 4407-nucleotide messenger RNA. RefSeq names its product heparan sulfate glucosamine 3-O-sulfotransferase 2. Gene Ontology annotation, molecular function: [heparan sulfate]-glucosamine 3-sulfotransferase activity. The record is from RefSeq and is a predicted model, not a curated record. NCBI's taxonomy places the organism in Eukaryota, Metazoa, Chordata, Actinopteri, Labriformes, Labridae.
UUGGAGCUGUCAGAGCGCGCGAUGACCAUGGAGGCGUCCAGGAGUUUAACAGGAGGAUUUCACUACCAAACUGAAACUGAAAGGACGGGACGCAGGUUUUGGAUUUUGUUUUGUCUUAUUUUUCCUGCUUUGGAGACAGAGGACAGUUUCGCGACUUGAGAGACUAAAAACAAUCAUCAAAGGAAGGAACGUAGAAUCAAUUUUAAAAUCAUGCACUGUUUAUUUCCAUGGAGAGAUGGCAUGCGUGCUCCUCUUCAAUCGGUUGCUUCCCUUCUCACACCGCCUCACAAGAACAUCCUUGUGCUUAUUGUCCCUUUUUCUGUCAUACUUGUGCUAUUGUGCACUAUUCCCAGCCAACACAAUCAUGCAAACGUCAGGUGAUCCGACGCCCAGCUGCCAGCGCGUCCUGGAUCAUGGAGCCAAAAGACGCAUCCAGAAGUCCUGCGUUCUGCAGCCGAGCAGCGCCGACGCGUCCCGGCUGAAAAGCGAUCAAAGACCCUCCACGAACUUCCACACCGACACGCCGAGCCCUCCCAUGAGCAAUUUGAAGUUUGGGAAUAAAAAGUUACCGAAUGCCAUCAUAGUUGGAGUGAAAAAAGGAGGCACGAGAGCUGUUUUAGAGUUUAUCCGGAUUCAUCCGGACGUGCGCGCGGCUGGCACCGAGACGCACUUCUUCGACAGGAACUAUGACAGAGGUCUGGAGUGGUACAGAGGUUUAAUGCCAAGGACGCUUGAAAGCCAAAUCACAAUGGAGAAGACGCCAAGCUACUUUGUGACAAAAGAGACGCCACAUCGUAUCUCUGCUAUGUCCAGAGAAACAAAGCUCAUUGUGGUGGUGCGAGACCCAGUGACCCGUGCAAUAUCGGACUACACUCAAACUUUAUCCAAAACUCCUGACUUGCCCAGCUUCCAGGACCUGGCCUUCAGAAACCAGAGUCUUGGCAUUGUAGACACAACUUGGAAUGCUAUCAGGAUCGGUUUGUACGUUCUACAUCUCGAGAACUGGCUCCGCUACUUCCCUUUGGCUCAGAUCCACUUUGUUAGCGGAGAGCGUCUUAUCACAGAUCCAGCAGGGGAGUUGGCUCGGGUGCAAGAUUUCCUCGGGUUAAAGCGAAUUGUCACGGACAAACACUUCUACUUUAACCGCACCAAGGGCUUCCCUUGCCUUAAGAAGCCUGAAAGCAGCGGCUCGCCUCGCUGCCUGGGAAAGUCAAAGGGCAGAACUCAUGUGCAAAUAGACAGAGACGCUAUAGAGCAACUGAGAGACUUCUAUAGACCUUACAAUGACAAGUUUUAUGAAAUGGUGGGUCAUGAUUUCAAGUGGGAGUAGAGGAGUGUUUUUAAACUGAACAAGAAAGACUGCCAUAUUUCUUUGUCAAAAACCUCCAUAUUAUACUGAAAGGAACAAGAGCAGACAUGUUGCAAUGGCCCAAAAGAUACGCUAUUCAUUCUUAAGUCUCAUGUUUAAGUGAAACAGCCUUUUUUUUUAUGGAGGAAUAGUUUUUGAUGAACAUAUCAUAACUGCUAAGUGGGGCUGUUAGUUAUUUUAGUUGGUUAUGUUCGUGAUACUAGCCAGCUAUGGAUGCAUUUAUAGCACACUGGCUUUGGAGCAGCAGCAUGUAGCCUAGCAGUUGCCGUAACUUUAGCAAAGCUAUCUUUCCAUUAAAUAGCUUUGCUUUUAAAUUUUUUAAUUCAAAUGAAAACCUGUUUCUGUCUAUGGAGAUCUUUGGGCUGUUACAGCAUAUUUUCUCUUGUCAGGCAUCGUAUAAUAUGUCGCUACUGAGAUGGAUAGCUAACAAUCUCCAGACUUUAUGUAAAACUACAGGAGCAGUAUUAUUCUUUGUAAGUGACACUGAUGAACAUAACAUUUAGGAUGACAUUGCUUUUGCACUUGUAAUGAUCAGUUACCAGCUAUCAUCUGCAUCCGGUUUUUGCCAGAUAUAGCCAUCCGUUUUAGCUUUGGGUUUCUGUUCCUGUAACUGUGUUUUAUUGCUUACAACUAUCUCCAUUUGCUGACUGGUUUGUGAAAGGAGGAUAUUCCAGGGAAUGGGAUUAGUUCCUUUUUAAAACCUGCUUUACUAAUCAAGGCAGGGCUUGAAAGCAAGACCUUGGAAAAUGUCAGUGAAGUCUUCAGGGAGGGCAGAAUUAAGCUGCAGCACUAUGGUGGGAAAGCUGAAACGUGAAGCCAUAAUGCAAGUAUGAAGCACCAAAUAUCACUUACUGUUGGUGCAUUGCCAUACUGGGUGUCUUUCUCCUUCUUUCCAGCUUGAAUCCGUUAACGAAAAAGUCAAUAUAUGCUGUAUCAUGCACACCUCACUUUGUGCUCUAUGCUUUAUUUGCUCAAUUCAUGUUUGUAUUUAGUUACGAAAGUAUUUAAUCACUGCCUUAUUCACAAUGUUUGUCCAUGAACAUCAUCGAACAAAACUGGAUCACAGAUGCAAUUUUUUAAUUAUGAAAUCUGUCCCAUCUAAAACAUUGACUUUGAUAGAAUACAUUUCACACAAAAAAACAUAGUUUUUAUCCCUUCUCGCAAACUUUGUUUGAUUCUUAUAAAACAAACCAAAUCAAACAUUAGUCCUUCAAACUGAAAAUCUAUUCAGAUUUAUACAUCUUUGGAAAUGUUUGAUUGUGAUCCCAUACCCCCAUUUGAUCAUAUCUAGUAAAAUGAUGCUUUUCAACAGAUAAGAUCACUUAUAGUUUUUAACAUAUUUUCCCUGUGAUGCCUGUGAAAACAUGUGCUUUGAGGCGGUGUAUUUCAUUCUGUACAGUUUGUUGUGUGCCAUGUGGUGGUAGGUGGAUGGGGGGGGUGUAGGUGUAAAGAAUUUCAAUCACUUUUCAAAGACAAAGCAGGCAACACCUCGUCGUGGCAGGUUAUCAAAUAGAAUCUGGGACUGCAUGUCACAUGAUUGCAGUGAAAAGUUUGGAUUCUGCUACCUGGUAUGAAUACUAAAGCCAGACUGUUUGAGCCUGAGCCAGACUGAUACAAAAACAGAGGGAGAAACUAUCUUGUGAUACAUGAGUUAGGAUUAGGAGGAAAAUCUCAUGAUUUCAAACAGAACAGAGUAAAUCAUUCUGCACCGAAAACGACCAACAUUUCUGAGGUAACACUGGAGAGUUUCACUAAACAGAACUGCUUUAAAGUUGAAUGUCAUCCUGUUGAAUCUGAGUUAUACAUAUAUGUAAGUACAAGGGAAUAAAACAGGGCCCUGAAUGAACAAACAUUAGGUAUUUAUUUAAGAACUCAGUGUUUUAUUAAAACAUGUUAUGAUAAUAAUAACUGGGUCCUCGAGGGGUAGGGAGGCCUUCAGAAGGAUACAAUACCCCCUGAUGGAGUCUAGACAUUGGUGGUGGUGGAAGUAUGACUUUGGAGGAAUUGGUCAUGAACACGGUUGAGAUGGAAUAGAGGUGACUGGGGUGGAGGAGGGUCACAGACUGAGACAACAAACUGACAGCGAAAGAGAGGAGAACAGGUUUUUAAAAUAUGACAGCAGCAGGAUGAUUGGUCGGUAGAGGUCAUGGCAGAAUCUGCUUGAUUCAUUGCUUAAAGAGUAAACACUCCCAAUCAGCUGGUCACCAAAGCAGGGAGACAGAAGGGGUGGAAAGAAUGAAUGUGUGUUCCCGCAGAGCUCCAUUUCAACAAUAGACUGUAGGUUCAAAGUUGUUGGGCUGAAUGAAUAACGUGCUUAAGUACACAGACUUAAUAAAAAAACAAUGGUCAUGUUUACACAGGCUGUAAACUGAUUGGUCAUCUUUAGUUUACUGUAAGGGGUUAAUUAUAUUUUGCAGGCUGUAUACUAAUGCUUUCCUUCUUCUAAUUUAGUUCCACUCUAUUUUUGGAGUUUUCUGGCUGAAUGGUUGACAUCACCAAAAGGUUUUUUAAUUCCCCUUUAGUAACUCACUGUGCAAACUGUCAGAGCUUGAACUGGCUCUUCUUCAUCCAUAUUUCACAGCAAUUACACUUUUAAGAGCAUGUAGACUUUAAGAUAAAGUUUUCUGAAAGAUUUACUCUUGGGCUUUUUGCCUUUAUUUAGACAGGACAUAGAAUAGAGUAUAAGGAAUCAGGAGAGAGAGAGGACAUGCAGGAAAGGAGCUGUGGGUUGGACUUUAACCUGGGCCGGCCGCUUGGAGGACUAUGGACUCUGUACGGGGUGUGACCUUACUACUAGGACAUCAGCACCCCUCGAGAGAUAAAAGUGUCUAGUUUGGCAUUACGACUAAUAUUUCCUCUUUAUACUGCCUCAUAUUAUUUCAUUGUGAAUACACUCCAAGAGCUGUCCAAUAAUGCUUCACUUCCCUUUACGACUUGGGAGUCAUUACACUGUAGUAACGGAGUAAAUAGACUGUAAAAUAGAAUAGAUUCCCCUGUUUGCCAGUUGUUAAUUGUUAUUAAAAGUCUGUUAAAAAGUA